Messenger RNA from Psilocybe cubensis, 798 nucleotides. RefSeq lists its product as uncharacterized. Gene Ontology annotation, molecular function: transmembrane monodehydroascorbate reductase activity. The record is from RefSeq and is a predicted model, not a curated record. The transcript is spliced from 6 exons. The coding region runs from base 1 to 798 and encodes 265 amino acids. NCBI's taxonomy places the organism in Eukaryota, Fungi, Basidiomycota, Agaricomycetes, Agaricales, Agrocybaceae.
AUGCCCACGUCUCCCGCAGGAGUUGACAACGUGUCCGUUAGGUCAAGCUACGAACUAGAGCAUCCCAAACCCUUGAAUAUCGAACAGCGAGACUCGCCUUCCCUUGAACAGGUACCGUCAGCCACGGGAAUGGGGUACGACCAGUCAUUGAAGUCGGAGGGACGUCCAGGAGAUGCUGUAUCCCGCCAAACGGCAUUGGUUAUCAUGGCUACUACAUGGACCAUAGUCCUAAUGAACGCGCCAAUGAAAGUGGGGUGGUUUGCGUUCCACCCGCCAUUACAAUCUUUGGCAAUAUUAUUAUUUACAUUUGGGAUCAUUACUCUCCAGCCCACCAAUCAGCCUAAAACCAAAGCAGCUGGUCUGAUGCGACACCAAUUGGCAAUUUUUGUUGUCGGUUUUCCAACAAUUGCACUGGGAACAAUUGCCGUAUCUUAUAACAAAUGGCUUCGGGGUGCAGACCAUUUCACGACCUGGCAUGGUUUCUUCGGAAUCAUAACGAUGGCGUGGUUAGUGUUCCAAAUAUUUCUGGGAGCCGGGAGCGUGUGGUAUGGCGGUGCACUGUUCGGCGGCGGCAUGAAAGCAAAAUCUUUAUGGAAGUACCACCGGCUUUCAGGUUACAUUUUAUUUCCUCUGCUAUUGUUCACAGUCCAUCUUGGUGGGGGAUGGUCCACAUGGGGUGAAAAGUAUAGUUAUUGGAUUGUACGUUUCGUCACAUACACAGUUGCCCCUUUAGCAGUCCUGGUAGGCGUUUAUGCACGCAUUAGGCCCUCGAAAAUGCAAUUUGCAAUUAAUAAGUAG